ACUGUAGCGUUUAACUGAUUAGGAAGUCACUUCACCGUGGACUAGCAAAUCGCGGUACAACAUUACAGUCUGCGGGACUUCAUUUGCGCAAAUGGCGGUUUCCUAUCUGAUUUUGAGCUGGAUUGCUCAAGCGCUCCUGUUUCUGCUCUUUCUGGGUUUCAUUGCGUUUCUUGGUUACUGCCUGUAUAUUAAACACAUUCAUAUGAAAUAUGACCAUAUACCUGGGCCACCGAGAGACAGUUUUAUCUUCGGACAUUCGCCAACGUUUCUGAGGAUGAUGAAAAAAGACGAAAUUAUACACGACGCAUUUCUGGAAUGGGUCGAGAAAUAUGGGCCUGUCUGCAGAAUCAAUGUUCUGCAUUACAUUGUGAUGAUUGUGACCUGUCCAGAGGCAACCAAGGAAAUCCUGAUGUCCCCAAAGUACCCCAAAGACAAAAUGGUCUAUGAGAAACUCUUCAACCUGUUUGGUCAACGGUUCCUAGGUUAUGGCCUGGUAACAGCAUAUGACCAUGAAAAGUGGUAUAAACAGCGCCGGAUCAUGGACCCUGCAUUCAGUAGCUUGUAUUUGAGAGGUCUUAUGGGCACCUUCAACGAGAGGGCAGAGAAACUGAUGAAUAAACUUUCGGAUAUUGCUGAUAACAAAACAGAGGCCAACAUGCUCCAGUUAGUCAACUGUGUUACCCUGGAUGUUAUUGCUAAGGUUGCUUUUGGUGUGGAUUUAGACCUGCUGAAGAAUAGUUCACCUUUCCCUAAAGCCAUUGAGAUAUGUCUGAAAGGGAUGACUCACUAUAUCAGAGACUUUUUUUUUCAGUACAAACCAAAGAAUCGACCAUUCAUUAAUGAAGUGAAGGAAGCAUGCCGCCUGCUGCGAACAACCGGAGCUCAGUGGAUUCAUCAAAGAAAGACAGCCAUGCAAAACGGCGACGACGUCCCCAAGGACAUCCUCACGCAGAUCAUCAAAAGUGCUGGCAAAGAGGAAAGCAUGACGACUCAAGAAGAUGAAGAGUUAAUGUUGGACAAUUUUGUGACAUUUUUCAUUGCCGGGCAGGAAACAACAGCUAAUCAGCUGGCUUUCUGCAUCAUGGAACUUGCAAGACAUCCUGAUAUACUGGAGAAAGUGACGAAGGAGGUGGAUGAUGUCAUUGGGAUGAAACAGGAAAUCAGUUACGACGAUCUGGGACAACUGAUCUACCUCUCACAGGUGCUAAAAGAGACCCUGAGGAUUUACCCGACAGCUCCAGGCACAUCUCGUGAUGUACUGGAAGACAUGGUCAUUGAUGGUAUCCACGUACCCGGAGGAUUCACAUGUAUGUUUAGCUCCUAUGUGACUGGUAGACUGGAUAAAUUCUUCAAGGACCCGCUGAAAUUUGAUCCAGACAGAUUUCACCCAGAUGCUCCGAAGCCUUAUUACUGCUACUACCCCUUUGCCCUCGGUCCACGGGCAUGCCUGGGACAGAACUUUGCUCAGAUGGAGGCUAAAGUGGUGAUGGCCAAGCUGCUCCAGAGGUAUGACUUCAGCCUUUUGCCGGGACAGACCUUUGACAUCCUGGACACUGGCACACUCAGGCCGAAGAGUGGAGUGGUGUGCUCUGUCAGACACAGGAAUUACAAGUAAAUGGUCAUACAGUACCGUAGUAAUCCAGCCUCAGAUAUAAGCCUCUUAGAUGCAGAGUUUUAUUACUUUUUCUGUAAUUCUUUUUAACUUUUGUAGAGAAAUCUGUAUCAACAAUGCUUGUUUUAAUGAUAUACACAAUGUAUUCACAUAUGGUUAUGGUGGUGACUUUUAUUUCCUAACAAUAAUGAGGAAAUGACCAAACUAGGUGGGUUACAAUAUCAUUAGCACUUAAAUCUUGUUGGAACUAACCACUGCUUCUAAACUUGUUUUGUGCCUUUAUGAUUUUUGGGGCUUUUAUUGCCUUUAUUUAGAUAGUAGCAGGUGAAGAGUGACAGGAAGGUGGGAGGCGGAGAGAGGGGAUGACAUGCAGCCAAGGGCCGCCAGUUGGAAUCAAACCCGACUGCGGUGAUAGGGACUCAGCUAUUGCAUAUAGGGCACCCGCUCUACCAGGUGGGCUAUCAGGGUUCCCUGUUCUGUGCCUUUAAUGGUAAUAUAAAAAUGGAUUUAACAUUUUUACACAAAUGAAAAUAAACCACAGAAGAAAAUGAUCAACUGUUUUACGUAUGAUUGUACUGAUACAGAAAUAACUUGUUAUGAUGGCUUUGUUUAAUAAAUGAUAAUUAAUUUAA
This is a messenger RNA of Dicentrarchus labrax (European seabass), 2244 nucleotides long. Its product is annotated as cholesterol 24-hydroxylase. The transcript has 15 exons. The record is from RefSeq and is a predicted model, not a curated record. Lineage: Eukaryota; Metazoa; Chordata; Actinopteri; Moronidae. Gene Ontology annotation, molecular function: iron ion binding; cholesterol 24-hydroxylase activity; heme binding. Gene Ontology annotation, biological process: cholesterol catabolic process. The coding region runs from base 92 to 1615 and encodes 507 amino acids.